AUGAAAUCCUCAAGACAAGGAUUAAUCAAAGAGAUGGUCUUGUUGGACAUUGAUAUACAUUGGCAAAGUAUCGGUCAGAAUCCGGGGCGGAAAUAA
Messenger RNA from Cavenderia fasciculata, 96 nucleotides. RefSeq lists its product as uncharacterized. NCBI's taxonomy places the organism in Eukaryota, Evosea, Eumycetozoa, Acytosteliales, Cavenderiaceae. The record is from RefSeq and is a predicted model, not a curated record. The transcript is spliced from 2 exons. Bases 1 to 96 code for a protein of 31 amino acids.